AUGGCCAAACUCCCCACCGCUCUCCUCUCGAGGAGCCUACCAUCAUCCGCGUCCGCUCUCUUAUCCAGCACAUCAAGACCGACAACGUCAAGGAUAGCAAGGCAAACAACACAGCAAGUCCGCCACGCCACCGAGGUGGUCCGGCCCAAGCGCCCCUACACAUUCACGCAGAUCGUCCAGCUGAGCGACGGGUCGACCUACACCACGCGGUCCACGUCCCCCACGCCAGUCCACAGGUCCACCAAGGACACGCGGAACCACCUGACGUGGCAGCCGUCCGAGUCAUCGCUCAAGAACAUCGAGCUCGACGAGGCCGGCAAGCUGGCGAGCUUCAGAGAGCGCUUCGGCUCCGCCUAUGACCUGGCGGACGAGACGGAGGGCGCGGAUGGGAAGGACGAUGCCGCGCCUGUGGACAGCUUUGCCGACCUGAUGGCUACGUACGUGAGGGACGACCCGAACCUGAAGGGUGGCCAGGUUGCUUCAAAUCGUGUGGCGAAGAAGGGCAAGAAGAAAUAA
Messenger RNA from Diaporthe amygdali, 516 nucleotides. Its product is annotated as mitochondrial ribosomal protein. The coding region runs from base 1 to 516 and encodes 171 amino acids. The transcript has a single exon. Gene Ontology annotation, molecular function: structural constituent of ribosome. NCBI's taxonomy places the organism in Eukaryota, Fungi, Ascomycota, Sordariomycetes, Diaporthales, Diaporthaceae. The record is from RefSeq and is a predicted model, not a curated record. Gene Ontology annotation, cellular component: mitochondrial large ribosomal subunit. Gene Ontology annotation, biological process: mitochondrial translation.